CUCUUCCUCGGUUGCUCAGCGGUGCGCUCCAUCUCUGCUUUCUUCUUCUUCUUUGCUGUCGACAUUUUCUCAACAUUUGGGGAUUUAUUUUUUUCUUUCUCACAAACUCUAGCCUUGUAUUUUUCAGCCGAAACUCAGGCGUAUGCGAGAUAGUUAUGGAGUGGAAUCCGGAAACCCUACAAUUUCUUUCCCAAUGCUUCCUCAACACCCUGUCUCCACUUCCCGAGCCCCGUCGGAAAGCGGAGGCGGCUCUGGCGGAGGCCGCCGGUCGACCUAACUACGGUCUGGCUGUUCUACGUCUUGUUGCCGAGCCCUCCGUCGACGAGCAGAUCCGUCAAUCUGCGGCUGUAAACUUUAAAAACCAUCUCAAAGUUCAUUGGGCCCUGCAACCCGACGACCCAGAGAAACUUGUAGUGCCGGACCAGGAAAAGGAGCAGAUUAAGGCUCUGAUUGUCACUUUGAUGGUGAACGCUUCGCCGAAAAUUCAAGCUCAGGUUAGUGAGGCUUUGACUAUUAUUGGAAAGCAUGAUUUCCCCAAGGCAUGGCCAAGUUUGCUACCGGAAUUAGUGGUGACUUUGGAUAAAUUGAGUCAGGGAAAUGACUAUGUUUCGGUGAAUGGGGUUUUGGCUACUAUCAACUCAUUGUUUAAGAAAUUUAGGUACCAGUUCAAGACAAAUGAAUUGUUGCUUGAUUUGAAAUAUUGUCUGGAUAACUUUGCGAAGCCAUUGUUGGAAGUGUUUAAAAGGACUGCAGGGUAUAUGGAUCAUGUUGUGUCGUCUGCAGGCUCAAAUCCUAGUGUUUUGAAGGGUUAUAUAGAGUCACAGAGGCUUUGCUGCAGGAUUUUCUAUUCACUCAACUUUAUGGAGCUACCGGAGUUUUUUGAGGAUCAUAUGGACGAAUGGAUGAUUGAGUUCAAAAAAUAUUUGACAGUAAAGUACCCUGCUUUGGAAGCUAGCGGGAAGGAAGGGCUUGCUUUGGUAGAUGAGUUGAGAGCUGCUGUCUGUGAGAAUAUUAGCCUGUACAUGGAGAAGGAGGAGGAGAUAUUUCAAAAAUAUCUCAGUGGAUUUGUGGACGCGGUAUGGGGGCUUUUGGUUGAAGCUUCAAAUUCUUCCAGCCGGGAGAAACUGACUGUGACUGCUAUUAAGUUCUUGACCACAGUUAGCACGAGCGUUCAUCAUACAUUGUUUUCAGGAGAUAAUAUCUUGCCCCAGAUUUGCCAGAGUGUUGUGAUUCCGAAUGUGAUGUUGAGGGAUGAGGAUGAGGAGCUUUUUGAGAUGAAUUAUGUGGAGUUCAUUAGGAGAGACAUGGAAGGUAGUGACCUUGACACAAGGAGGAGGAUUGCUUGUGAGCUGCUCAAAGGAAUUGCUUUGAAUUACAAGGAGAAGGUGACUGGGAAUGUUUCUUCCGAGGUACAGAAACUUUUGGCAACAUUUUCAGAGAAUCCAUCUGUAAAUUGGAAGCAAAAAGACUGUGCUAUUUAUUUGGUUGUCUCCCUUGCCACAAAGAAAGCUGGCGGAAAUUCUGUUUCUACUGAUCUUGUUGAUGUCGAAAGCUUUUUUGGGUCUGUUAUUGUGCCAGAACUGCGAAGUCAAGAUGUGGAUGGAUUUCCUAUGUUAAAAGCUGGGGCCUUGAAGUUCUUCACCAUGUUCAAGAAUCAGAUAUCGAAGCCUGUUGCACUGGCGUUGCUUCCUGAUGUGGUUCGCUUACUUGUCUCUGAGUCAAAUGUGGUCCAUUCAUAUGCUGCUACCUGUAUUGAAAAGCUUUUGCUGGUGAAAGAUGGGAGUAUGGCUAGAUAUUCAGCUGCUGAUAUCAGCCCAUUUCUGCUUCCAUUAAUGACCAACCUGUUUGCAGCCCUGCAGAAGCCAGAAUCUGAAGAGAAUCAAUACGUGAUGAAGUGCAUCAUGCGGGUUCUUGGAGUUGCUAAUGUUUCACGUGAUGUUGCUUUACCUUGCAUCAAUGGUCUAGCAAGUUUCCUAAACAGGGUCUGUGAAAACCCCAAGAAUCCAAUCUUUAACCACUAUCUGUUUGAAUCGGUGGCUCUUUUAAUCAAGCGAGCUUGUGAGCAAGACCCCUCCAUCAUUUCUGAUCUUGAAACGAGUCUGCUGCCCAGUGUGCAGGUGAUCUUAUCCAGAGAUAUUACUGAGUUUUUCCCAUAUGCCUUCCAGCUGCUGGCCCAGCUUGUUGAUUUAAAUGUAACUCCUUUACCGGGGAAGUAUAUGGACGUUUUUGCAUUACUGCUUUUGCCUGAAUCAUGGAAGAAGUCGGCAAAUGUUCCUGCCCUAGUGCGCUUGCUCCAGGCUUUCCUUAGAAAGGCACCAUAUGAACUAAACCAGCAGGGGCGAUUAUCUAGUGUCCUUGGAAUAUUUAAUACUCUAGUUUCCUCUCCCAGUACUGAUGAACAAGGAUUCUAUGUGCUCAACACUGUGAUCGAUAACCUUGGGUACGAUGUACUCACUCCCUACAUUAGCCAUAUUUGGGUUGCAUUAUUUAACCGACUGCAGCAGGUCAACAGAACUGUGAAAUUUAUCAAAUCUCUUGUUAUAUUUAUGUCACUUUUUCUGGUGAAGCAUGGCCCUGAAAAACUUGUUGGCUCCAUGAAUGCUGUUCAGCCUGAUGUAUUUCGGGCAAUAUUAGAGCAGUUUUGGAUUCCUAAUCUUAAGCUGAUUGUUGGCUCAAUGGAGCUCAAGUUAACAGCUGUGGCUUCUACUAGACUACUGUGUGAAUCUUUGUCACCAUCAGAUUCGAGGCUUUGGGGAAAAAUGCUUGACAGCAUUGUUACCCUUAUUUCACGGCCAGAGGAGGACAGAGUGGAAGAAGAGCCUGAGAUUCCUGAUUUCGGUGAAACUGUUGGUUACAAUGCCACAUUUGUUCAUCUAUACAAUGCUGGAAGGAAAGAGGAAGACCCCCUACCAGACAUUAAAGAUCCCAAGCAAUAUCUGGUUGCAUCUUUGGCAAAUCUUUCUGCUCGUUCACCUGGAACAUAUCCGUCAAUUAUUAACCAAAAUCUUGAUGCGGCAAAUCAGGCUGCUUUACUACAGCUUUGCAACUUGCACAGCGUCACAAUUGUUUGAGGCAGAUACUAUCCUGGAGUGACGUGGAAAUGAUGAGAACUUGAUGGUUUUCCAGAUGUAGUUCCCAGCGUCUGGUCGUUUGUCAACUGCCCGUUGUUCUUGUGUUGUGGUGAAUGGUCAGUCAGAUUAAGGAAAUCAAUGGAUACUUGAUAAGUUUCAGGUUGGGUCAAGUCAGGUCCAUCGGUUUGUACUGAGGUUAUGUUGGUGGAAAUAGAGUUUGUUUUUGAGGAUAAUUUGGUUUGGGAACAAGUUUUUUGUCA
Messenger RNA from Andrographis paniculata, 3331 nucleotides. RefSeq names its product exportin-2-like. The record is from RefSeq and is a predicted model, not a curated record. Bases 156 to 3071 code for a protein of 971 amino acids. Gene Ontology annotation, cellular component: nuclear envelope; cytosol. Lineage: Eukaryota; Viridiplantae; Streptophyta; Magnoliopsida; Lamiales; Acanthaceae. The transcript has 2 exons. Gene Ontology annotation, molecular function: nuclear export signal receptor activity; small GTPase binding. Gene Ontology annotation, biological process: protein import into nucleus; protein export from nucleus.